GUCUCGCGUCGCUAGUUGCCGCACACCAUCCGCCGUGCCUGCGCGGUUUCACUUUCCUCGCCAUUUCGUGCGUUCGUAACUUGUGCGAAGUUAUUCAAUACUGUGAAGUGAGUUUUUAAGUUUAUUCGGGACUUAAAUAGGGGUAACCAUGCCAUCACAGGUGAACGAAUGGUACCGCGGGCGCACUUUAUUCGUAACCGGCGCAUGCGGCUUGAUGGGCAAGGUGCUCAUCGAGAAGCUUCUAUACAGCGUGCCUGAUGUCGGCACAGUCUACGCCCUAGUCCGCUCCAAGAGGGGCAAGACGCCUGAAGCCAGGAUCGAGGAUAUGUGGAAACUGCCUCUGUUCGCAAGAAUAAGGGAGGAGAAACCACAUGUGAUGAAGAAGCUGGUCCCGGUUGUGGGAGACAUCGCCUACGAUAACCUCGGCAUCGAAGACAAGAUGCUGGAGAAACUCUAUGCAGAGGUAUCCGUGGUCUUCCAUUUCGCAGCCAGUCUCCGGCUGGAGGCUCCUCUGAAGGAAGGUCUGGAGAUGAACACUCGCGGCACCCUGCGAGUGCUACACGUGGCCAGUCGUAUGAAGAACAUUGCUGCUUUCCUCCACUUGUCCACCGCCUUCUGCUACCCGGACUAUGAGAGGAUGGCUGAAAGGGUACACGACCCUCCAGCGGACCCUCACAAAGUGAUGCGCGCAGCUGGUUGGCUGACAGACAAGCAGAUGGCGCUGCUAGCUCCCUCCAUCAUGGGCAAACACCCCAACUCUUAUACCUACUCCAAAAGACUGGCUGAAGCGCUGGUUCGGGAGUACUAUCCUCGACUGCCCGCUGCCGUCGUCAGGCCUAGUAUCGUGACCCCGUCAUACAAAGAGCCGACUCCGGGCUGGGUGGACAACCUGAACGGCCCCAUCGGCCUGAUGGUGGGCGCGGGCAAGGGCGUCAUCAGAUCCAUGCACUGCUACGGACACUACCACGCCGAAGUCAUCCCUGUCGACCUUGCCAUCAACGCUAUCAUCGUCAUCGCUCAUCGGAUUGGGACCAUGACGGAACGCCCGCCAGAAAUCCCAGUCUACAACAUAACCUCAGGAGACGACAAGAACACGACGUGGAAAGAUGUCUUGGACAUCGGCAAGGCAACGGUCAGGAAGUACCCAUUCGAAGGGCCCUUGUGGUACCCCGACGGGAAUAUACGACACAACAAGUUCAUUCAUGACCUCUGUGUGUUCUUCUACCACAUUGUGCCGGCGUAUCUGAUUGACUUUCUCAUGUUCGUGUUUAGGCAGAAGCGUUUCAUGGUCCGCAUCCAAAACAGGAUCACCGUAGGCCUGGAAGUUCUCCAAUAUUUCACGACUCGCGAGUGGUGGUUCGACACACACAACUUCAAGGGUCUACCAGCGACCCUGAAUGCUGAAGACUUCAAGACCUUCCCGAUGGAUGUGACUGUCAUUCAAGAUGUUCCGUACAUCGAGAGCUGUAUGAUCGGCGGGAAACUGUACUGCCUGAAGGAGAAGCUUGAGGAUCUACCUAAGGCGAGACUUCAGAAUAAUAUCCUGUACGUGCUAGACAGGAUCGUCACAAUUUUCUUCUACCUCCUGCUGGUCUACUGGAUCGUGUCAUACUUCGAGCCUGCGCGGGAGUUGCUCUCCUACGGCGGGCCCGUCGUCAGAUACCUGCCUUUAGUCGGCAAAGCCGUGUUUAAAGACGAAUAUUUGUAGGUACUUUAAUACUCGGUACUUACUGUGUUAUUUGUGGCUUUAAAACGAAACAAUAAAUAAAUUAAUGUAAUUAUAAACAUUGUAUACAGACAAUAAGGUAUGAAUUAUGUUACUAAGUAUAGGCUUUCUGAAAUAACCCGAGAUGAGUCCGACGCCUUGUCGGUGUAGCAUUCUUCAUUAUUGUCUAGCAAAGGUCAAUUAUUUCACUUCCUUAUAAGACACGACGUUCACCUUCUCUUUAAUCUGUUCCAUGUAAGCUCUUCUUGGUCUUCCCCUUCCUCUCUUUCUUGUAGCUUCCCUUCUAUGAUGUUUGUAAUAAAUUCGUCGUGUCUUAUUAAGUGUCCAAUCAUCGGCCUCUUCUGUCCUCAAUAACUCACAAUAUUUGCCUCUUUUCCGUUACUCUUACUAGCACUUCCUCAUUAGUAACCCUUUCAGUCCAACUUAUUCUUUCCAUCCUUCUUCAACACCACAUUUCAAAGGCAUCUUCUCUCUGUCUUUCUGUGUCUGUCCAAGUUUCACAUCCAUAGAGGGCUAUGCUCCAUACGAAUGUUUUGAUGCAUCGUUUUCUGAUUGGUUUGGCUAUCUUAGCCUUGAAUAUAGUACGGUCAUGAGCAUUAAUAUGUAUACACUUUGGUACCAUGUCACAUUAACGUUUUUGACAAAUUGAACUGUAAGUCUCACUAAAUGUCAAAUAUAUAAGUGCGACAGAGUCCUAAAGUGGGUACAUUAUAUUGCUCAUGACUGUACCCCUUGUUAUGGAUGGCUUGUUUUGCCAUUGCUAAUCCGGUUUUAAGGUCUAAAGUACAUACCGGAUUCUUAUAAUAUUAAAAUAAUUAGUAAUAAAGAACUUUCCAAUCGACGUUCCCGAAACACACGAUAGAUGGCAUUGUUCACUUUUAACGGUAUAAUUACCUAUUUUCUCAUUGCUGGGGUACAUAAUUAUUCAAAAAUGUAAUGUAAUAGCAGAAGCAUAUAUAAAACUAAUUGUUGCUUGAUAUUUGGAUCACAUUAUGUAUAAAAUGAUGUUGCUACCUAUAUUGCUUCUCUUUAUUUUGAUCAGAAUAACAAUGGGUAGAAGUUGUAAUUGUACCUUGGUGUAAUAAAAAAGGGUCAUCAUUUAUACCCCAAAAACAAAGAUAAAAGAUGCAUUAUGUCUGUUAUCCAUGAAAUUUGAAGUUUAAACGAAGAAAAAGCUUAACAACGCCAUCUAUCGUGUUUUAGGGAACGCCGAUUGGAAAGUCCUUCACUAUAAUAUUAGGAGAUAAUUCAAGUCUAAUUAUGUAAUCAAGUUCAUACCAACAGUAAUGUCCAAAUAUUUUUAUUGGUACUACUUAUAAGGAUAAAUCUGUAUAUAAAAUGUAAUGUUGUACUAUUAAUAAAUAAUAAAUUACAUUUGAUAA
Molecule: messenger RNA, 3108 nt
Organism: Pectinophora gossypiella (pink bollworm)
Lineage: Eukaryota; Metazoa; Arthropoda; Insecta; Lepidoptera; Gelechiidae
Product: putative fatty acyl-CoA reductase CG5065
Exons: 10
Coding region: 149-1708 (519 amino acids)
Biological process (GO): long-chain fatty-acyl-CoA metabolic process
Cellular component (GO): peroxisome
Molecular function (GO): alcohol-forming very long-chain fatty acyl-CoA reductase (NADP+) activity
Source: RefSeq, a predicted model, not a curated record